This is a messenger RNA of Abrus precatorius (Indian licorice), 381 nucleotides long. Its product is annotated as stigma-specific STIG1-like protein 1. The record is from RefSeq and is a predicted model, not a curated record. The transcript has a single exon. Lineage: Eukaryota; Viridiplantae; Streptophyta; Magnoliopsida; Fabales; Fabaceae. Bases 1 to 381 code for a protein of 126 amino acids.
AUGAAGCCCUUCAAGACCCUUUUCCUUCUGGCCAUGCUAAUGGCUUUGGUGAUUUCUCUUUCAGCAAGUGAUGAAGAACCAAAAGGGAGAAACCGCUUCCUUUCUCAAAAGAAUGAGCGAGUUGUGCUGACAUGUGACAAAGACCCUAACGUAUGCCAUAUUAAAGGUAGCGCAGGAUCUGAUUGCUGCAAGAACAAAUGUGUGAACUUGUCCACAGAUGGCUCCAACUGUGGCAAAUGUGGAAAGAAAUGCAGCUAUGGAAAGAUAUGCUGCCAAGGUAAGUGCGUGAAUCCUCGGACUAACGAGAAGCACUGCGGGAAAUGUGGCAACAAGUGCAACGCAGAAAGUUCAUGUAUCUAUGGGAUGUGCAGCUAUGCUUAG